AUGCCAGAGAAUACGAAAUUGUACCUUCAGGUUUCAUCCGACACGCUCUGUGAGGCGCCCAACCGAUUCGACCGCGCGAACUCAACUCCUCUUGGAAGGAAAGUAUCGAACGGGCUGAGCCGAAUUCUUGCCCCUGGGGAAAAAGUCUGUGUGAUCCAGCUGUUUGACGACGAUGCCAACGCAUUGAUACUUCUGUUUCGUGUUCUCCAUCAUAAAAUUCAGGCGAUCCCUACAAAGCGUACGCCCUCUCAGUUGCUCGAUCUCGCAGUCGUAGCAGACAAAUACUGCUGCGAGAAGCCCCUGUUUCCAUUUACAGGCGUAUGGCUCCAGGGGCAUCUUGAAGCGCUAGAGGGGGACGGAAUGACCUUCGAAAAGAGCCUCGAGAUUCUGUAUUUCUCAUAUAUUAUGGAUCUAUCUACCAGGUCCAUGAGUGGGAAAAAGCCAUCGGGGACAUUCAGAACAGACGAUGUGCCGGCAGAGCCCAGUUCAUCCUCAGAAUUCGCAAAGCACUCAGCAGGUCUGGCCUGUGGCCACUUACGAUCGCAUCACAGAAAUUCAGCGUCGCAGAGACCUGCACCAAACUAUCUGAGAUUCGCAUAUGCGGAGCCCCAGUUGCCUUUUCCUUGGCAGCAAGGCGUUCGGCAUGCCGGAUUCGGGGCAACCCCAGGUACAUGUACAUACGCCGCCAAAAGAUACUGGGAUAAUCCACGUCCUGUUAAUGGGGACUUUAAGUCAUCGCUGUGGCUGGAGUUGCAUCAAUUGACGGCGGGAAUGUGUGGUGUCUGCUUGGACUGCGUGACAUCAAGUGGUGAGUCUGCUACGAAAGGCAAGUGUCGCCUGCCACAUUAG
This is a messenger RNA of Blastomyces dermatitidis ER-3, 849 nucleotides long. RefSeq lists its product as uncharacterized. NCBI's taxonomy places the organism in Eukaryota, Fungi, Ascomycota, Eurotiomycetes, Onygenales, Ajellomycetaceae. The transcript is spliced from 2 exons. Bases 1 to 849 code for a protein of 282 amino acids. The record is from RefSeq and is a predicted model, not a curated record.